AUGCACAGCUACAGAGCCAUGCAGCCGCACCCGUACCACACCGCCCCUGCCGCUCCCACCAAGCACGCCAGCGGCACCGAGGAGGACAACCAGUCCAUGCUCCUCCUCUCCCUCUGGCCUCCCGGCCACCACCACGACGCCGCCUCCUCCUCGGCGUGCUCCUCCCACUCCGCCGCACACUCCACCGCGUCCUCGCCCUGGUUCAACCAAAGCCCUGCUUACAAUGGCGGCGGCGGCUUCUUGUUCCACGAGCAGGACCCGAACGUGACCAUUUCACUCUCCAUAGCACCUCCAUGCGGUGGCAACCUGUCUUCCUGCGGUGGGAGCUUCGCCGCGCCCGUCCCGCCGCCGUCAGUCUCGGCGGCAGGCGGUAACCAGGUGCCCAGCCAGUACUGGAUCCCCUCCGCCGCCGAGAUCCUCGUCGGCUCCACCCAGUUCUCCUGCGCCGUCUGCAACAAGACCUUCAACCGCUUCAACAACAUGCAGAUGCACAUGUGGGGGCACGGCUCGCAGUACCGGAAGGGGUCGGAGUCGCUUCGCGGGGCGGUGACCGUGGGCACGACGACGGCGCCGCCGCCGUCGCUGAUGCGUCUCCCGUGCUACUGCUGCGCGGAGGGCUGCCGGAACAACAUCGACCACCCGCGUGCGCGCCCCCUCAAGGACUUCCGGACGCUUCAGACGCACUACCGCCGCAAGCACGGCGCACGCCCCUACGCGUGCCGCCGGUGCGGCAAGCGGUUCGCCGUGCGCGGCGACUGGCGCACGCACGAGAAGAACUGCGGCAAGCUCUGGUUCUGCGUCUGCGGCUCCGACUUCAAGCACAAGCGCUCGCUCAAGGACCACGUCCGCUCCUUCGGCGGCGGCCACGCGCCGCACAUCGUCGAGUCCGUCGCCAUCGACGACGACGAGGAUGACGAUGACGACAUGCACGACGACGGCGACCUGCAUCUGCCCGACGAGAACGGCCACGUUGCCGGCGACGGCAGCGACAUGAUCUUGCUCUAG
Molecule: messenger RNA, 1005 nt
Organism: Lolium rigidum
Lineage: Eukaryota; Viridiplantae; Streptophyta; Magnoliopsida; Poales; Poaceae
Product: zinc finger protein WIP6-like
Exons: 2
Coding region: 1-1005 (334 amino acids)
Biological process (GO): regulation of gene expression; anatomical structure development
Cellular component (GO): nucleus
Molecular function (GO): DNA-binding transcription factor activity
Source: RefSeq, a predicted model, not a curated record